This is a messenger RNA of Hyaena hyaena (striped hyena), 2128 nucleotides long. Its product is annotated as tripartite motif-containing protein 60-like. The coding region runs from base 506 to 1930 and encodes 474 amino acids. Gene Ontology annotation, molecular function: zinc ion binding; protein binding. Lineage: Eukaryota; Metazoa; Chordata; Mammalia; Carnivora; Hyaenidae. The transcript has 3 exons. The record is from RefSeq and is a predicted model, not a curated record.
GAGCCGAAAUCUGACACUUCUCCGACGGCGCCCUGGCGCCCCCUGAGUCCUUUCCUUCUACACACUUUCUUAAAGUUAUUUCCUUCACUGAAGCCUUAAACCUACAAUUUGUUUAAAGAAGAGAAAAAGGCAACUCAGUAUCUGCAAAGUACGGCAUGUGAAGCACGGGAAAACAAGGAAAGAUUCCUAGUCUUGGACCUAAAGCUACUUUCUUCAACAGGAACGUCGUUAAGCCUGACUUUACAUCAUUGAGUGGGAAGAACAGCAGCCCAGCUAAUCCAUUCUAGUAUGCGGUAGACUGCAGCCUGUGGGGUGUUCUUGGCAACAGACUCUAAAGCUAAGGGGAGGGGGGCCGACACGUUUAUGCAGGCUAUCAACACGCCAGUCCAGUGAAACCGAAAGCUGGGCAGUUUUCAAGGUCUGUGGGAGGGUAUCCACUGCUCGCUGGGUCCUGAGUGUUCCUAAAGGACUUAGUACCGUACCCGCCACCAUUGUUCACGGCUCCAUGGAGUUUGUGGCAGCCCUAGAAGACCUCCAAACAGGGGCCAGCUGUCCCAUCUGUCUGGACUACUUGAAAGACCCUGUGACCAUCAACUGUGGGCACAACUUCUGUCUCUCUUGCAUCAGUAUGUCCUGGAAGGGUCUGAAUGAUACUUUCCCCUGCCCCUUUUGCCGGCAUUGCUGUCCAGAAAGGAAGUUCACAAGCAACCCCCAGCUGAGCAACUUGAUUGAAAUUGCUAAGCUACUGCAGGUAAGAAGAAGCAAGAGGAAGAGGAAAGAAGAGAAGCUUGUAUGUGAAAAGCAUAAUCAGGUUUUGACCUUUUUCUGUCAGAAGGACCUGGAAGUUUUAUGUCCACAGUGUAGUUUCUCCACUGAUCACCGGAAUCACUACAUUUGGCCCAUAGAGAAGGCUGCUCCCCAUCAUAGGAGAAGAUUGGAGAAUUGCAUUGAGCCAUGGAAGGAGAGAAUAGAACAAGUUGAAAAGGUGAUAAUAAUGCAAACCAGAAAAUCAUUGGAACUGAAGAAGAAGGUAGACUACAGGAGGGAAGAAAUAAAGUCUGAAUUUGAGCAACUUUUGUUGUUUCUCAAAAAUGAGCAAGAAGCUGUUCUUCGGCAAUUGCAAGAUGAAGAAGUGGACAUUUUAACGAAACUAAAUGAAAACCUAACAACAUUUUCAAAUCAUCUUUCCACAUUAAGAUAUCUAUUAAAGGAGAUUGAGAGCAAACAUAUGAGGUCAGAGUUGGAAUUGCUAACAGAUGUUAAAAGUAUCUACCAUAGAUAUAAAACCUUGAAGUCCCCUGAACCGUUUUCAUUCCAGUUAAGGGAAUAUGGUUACCAUCUUCCCCCACAAUAUUCUGGCCUAAAUAAAAUUAUCAAGCAAUUUCAAGUAGACUUAAAGCUAGAUCCUGAAACAGCACAUCGUAAGCUUAUUAUCUCGGAAGAUAGAAAAACUGUGCAAUAUGGAAAUAAAAUACAUAGCUUACCUCAUAACCAAAGGAGGUUUUAUCUCUGCCCUGCUGUUCUGGGUUCUGGGGGUUAUAAUUCUGGCAGGCAGUAUUGGGAGGUGGAAGUGAAAGACAAGCCUGAGUGGAUCGUUGGUGUCUGCAAAGACUCUCUUCCCAGACGGAGAAGGAACCAGAGUCAACCAAUUUUAGUGCAAGAUGGAUUAUGGGGUGUUGGGCGAUGUAGUCAGAAUAAUUACAUUGCAUUGGGUCCUAAAAAAAUUAAUCUUCUGCCAAAAGUAAUACCCAAAAAGAUUGGCAUUUUUUUAGACUGUGAAUUGUGUGAGAUCUCUUUUUACAACUUGAGUGAUAGGUCUCUUCUCUAUAUUUUUAACUAUUAUUUUACAGAAACGCUUUGGCCUUAUUUCUAUACUGGAACUGACUCAAAACCUCUUAAAAUCUGUACAAUAACAGAUUCUGAAUGGUGAUUUAUUGUAAAACUCUUAACUUUUUUGUUGUUGGGGUGGUGGACAGAACUAAGCCAAUGCAUCUAUUUUAAACAAUUUUGUUGGUUUUUGUUGUUGGCGUCUUGUUUAAAGUCCAAUAAAUUUCUUUGUGUUGCCUAGGUGUUUUCCCUUAAAAUGUAUAUAAGGCCUUUAUUAAAUAAAGUAUCCAUUACCAUUCUA